Molecule: messenger RNA, 3311 nt
Organism: Plasmodium vivax (malaria parasite P. vivax)
Lineage: Eukaryota; Apicomplexa; Aconoidasida; Haemosporida; Plasmodiidae
Exons: 1
Coding region: 927-3311 (794 amino acids)
Source: RefSeq, a predicted model, not a curated record
GUAGGAACGUUCAUCGGGUACGUCGGGUACGUCGCGUACGUCGCGUACGUCGUGUACGUCGUGUACCUUAUAAGUGACGCCAUUGCAUCUGCUCAUAAAAAUAAAAAAAAAAAAGAACAUACAAAAAGGUAUCUACAGAUGGGUACAUAACAACUGGAAAUUUUUUUUUUUUUUUUUUGCCUCCCUGUUUGUGCUUAACUGUGCCUUCCAAAUUUGUAUGUACGUGCAGGAGGAAACUUCUUUGGGGCACGACAGAGCCAGCUUCGCCUUCAUCACCCUGUUCGCUCUCCCGAGGGAAAAACGCACCGGCGAAGAGGCGCAUCCGUGUACGCCGCGCUUCUUCCCCCGUAAAAAAGGGGACUUAACCUGGCACAGGCUACCAUUUGAAGGGAACACCAACAGGGAGCGCUUUGAAGAACCACCUUGCGCUGCCGCCGCGCAUAAUAAUGCGUGACUUUUUCCUCUCCCUCCACCCCCCUUGUGGGAAACCAAACGUACCACAUUCUCCCUGCUUUAGGCCUCUAUAAAAAAUUUGCGGCGGUAUAAAUCGAUGGGCGUUUUGCGUGCCAGCGGGGAAAUUUUCAAAGGGGAGCUUUUUUAAGAGGAGUUCCCCCGGAAGGUAUACGCAUGUUCGGGGUAGCGGUGAGUGUGCCUACUAGUUGUGCCUUUGAUUAGUGCAAGGAGCGUUAGCAAGGUAGUGUACCUCACGGGGUAAUAGAGGCCGCUCUUUCGCAGCGUUGUGGGUCCCUCACCUGGGAAGAAAGGGGGGGAAGGCGCACUCGGAAGGUUGGUAGGUAGGUAAGUAGGCUAUACAACUGCCAACCAGAUUGCCCUCGAGGAGUUAAUCAAGAAAAGGGCUCCCAACCGGUGUACCAAGUAAAACAUACACACGCUUCCCCACAGCGCGCUGUGAGCUUCUCUCCAAAAUGGGCAGGGGACUGACGAAGCUGCUCGAAAUCAGCCUGUUCGUCGGGGGGUUCCUCGUCAUCUGGUACGUAACAGGGGAAAAAAUAUUCAGGCGGAAAAAACAAAUAGUAAAGGAAAACAUCCUACUAAUUCUAAGACACUUAUGUUUAGAAAUCUAUAAAGUGCUGAAUGAGACAUCCAAAACAACCAAAAGUGUCUACGACAUGAUCAAAAAUGAACCCAACACAAGCAUAGAAUUGAAUAAGCUGGAAGAAGUGCUGCUGAACAAUGGGUACAAGCAGAGGAUAGAAGACGUAGAGAAAGAAGUGCUAAACAAAUUUGAUGUAACUGUGGAAGAUUUCUACGAAGAAUUGAAAAACUACGAAAAGGAUCCGGACGUACAGAAGGUACUCAACUCUAUUAAAAAAAUGUACCAUGAAGCACUGCUAGGGAUACAGCCAAAGUUACCCUCAAUAGAUGAAAGCAUCUCUCAAGACGUUAUUCUAAAUUUGACUAGCUUGAUUUAUAAAAAAAAGAGAAAAAUUUAUAAAGAAAAAAUAGACUCUAUGAUUAAGAAAAACCAGGACUUUAACCUUAACACCACUUUUUCAAAUGCGGAAUUUUUUAAUAAACUGCAAAAGUCCACAGAACAUGUGGAAGAGCAAGUCGUUAGGGAAAACCAAAAUUUAGUCCCCAAUUUGUUCACCUUUAAAUAUCUCGUGAGCUACUACUCGGAUGAUGUCCUCUUUGUGCAGAGGAAGAAAUACCUGGAAUCGAAACAUGGGGAAAAAAUGAUUAAAAUUUUGAAAGUGAAAAAAAAUAAGAAGAAAAAAAAACUCACCAAGGAUAACCUGAGCAACGGCAGCUUCCAGAGCAGUGGCUUCCAAAACAAUGGCCUCCAAAACAAUGGCCUCCAAAACAAUAGCUUUAAGAGCACCCCUAGCCAGAACUCGCUCACCGAUCACACCAGCUCCGACAGAAACUUUUUUGUCUCCCCCCCGGAUAAGCAGGACCACGUGGGUGAUGGGGAUGAACUGUACCGUAGCGGCAACCAUACCGGUGCUGCAAAAGAUCACGACGCCACGCCGACCUACCUGGAAAUGAUCCCGCCUUACCACCCCGUGGGGGAGCUCUACCAGGGGCAGGCGCAGGAAGGGGAAGGGGACCUCCACGAAGGGGAACAGCACCACCAAGAAGAGGUACACUACCUGGAGCAGGACCCGGACCACCACGAAGGGGAACACUACCUGGAGCAGGAGCCGGACCACCACGAAGAGGAACACUACCUGGAGCAGGACCCGCACCACCAAGAAGAGGACCAAUUCGAAUCCGCCGCUCCCCCUGAGGAGCCCCUAAUCAACUCCGAGCAAAGUGCACAACAUAUGGAGGCGGAUGCGGAGGAGGGAGCAGCUGAGGGGGGCGCGCUACUGGGAGUAGCAUCCCCCUCGGAUGGGGAAGUCAGCCCGGAUGGCGGCCACGGCUGGAUGCACGGAGAACUCUCUCACGGAGAAGGGGACCACACGAAAAUUGAAAACGAUGCGGAGCGGGAGGAUGCAGUACAGGAGGAUGCGCAACAGGACGAUGCGGAAGCAGUGGGCUACCCAGACGGCGGAGCCAAAACGGAGGAGCCAUCGCCAAUUAAGCAAGUCGAUCAGGAUGGCGCCCCGGAUUGGAAUGCCCAGCCGGAGGGGGAGGAGAAGCAAGACGGCCCCGUGGAGGAAGCGCAGCAGGAAAGUCACGUGGAGGAAGCGCAGCAGGAAAGCCACGUGGAGGAAGCGCAGCAGGAAAGCCACGUGGAGGAAGCGCAGCAGGAAAGCCACGUGGACCAAACGGAGCAGCAUAACCAGGAGGCGGAGAAAAGCGCAGCUGAAGAGGGAGGCGCCGUCAACGAAGAACUCGCUCAGGAGGAGCAUGAGCCGAUGAAGGGAGAGGCUGAUGAAGGAAAAGGAGAAGACGAGCCCCUCCCGCAGCAGGAGGACUCGGGCGUCGCAGCCGAAAUGGUAGAAGCGGUGAAGGAGGGGCCGCCAGCGGAGGAGCUGCCAACGGGGGAACUCCCGAAAGAGGAAUACACGAACGAGGAGCCAAACAAUGAGGAGCCUUCCCAUGAAGAGCCCUCCCAUGAGGAGCCCUCCCAUGAGGAGCCCUCCCAUGAGGAGCCCUCCCAUGAGGAGCCGUCCCAUGAGGAGCCCUCCCAUGAGGAACCAUCCCAUGAGGAGCCCUCCCAUGAAGAGCCCUCCCAUGAAGAGCCCUCCCAUGAAGAGCCCUCCCAUGAGGAACCCUCCCUUGAGGAGCCCUCCCAUGAGGACCCCCAAAAUGAAGAACCCGCGGGGGGCAAGAAACCCGGAUUAGGGAAAAACUCGAAGAAAAAAAAGCACGCGCACAAGGAUUCGAAGAAGAAAAAAUAA